AUGGUGUGGACGGUGCUCAGACGUCUGACGUUCGAGGGCGGUUCGCAGUCCUCCUUUGGCUCGCGGAGACCGGUCCACGGGCUUUGCGGCGCUGGACAGCCGCCCCCUGGACCCCACUGUCUCCUGUUUCAUCCACAAGUACCCGGACAAAACGACUCGCCGGCCGGCACGAUGGACGGGACUCAGCGUCGUCCAGGAGGGCGAGCCACGUUUCUGUGGGCCACCAAGAAAGGAGGCGGCAGCACGAAGAAUGGACGCGACAGUCAACCGAAAUUCCUCGGCGUAAAGAAAUUCGGCGGAGAAUUCGUCCUGCCAGGACACAUCCUCGUGCGGCAGCGUGGGACUAGAUACAAAGCAGGCGACGGCGUGCGUUUAUGCCGAGACGAUUCCCUGACGGCCGUCCGGAGCGGGUUUGUCGAUUUCCUGCCAGUGUACAAGUUUGAGUAUCACUUCAAAAAACGGCGCUGGCUUAAAAGACACCGGAGACGCGUCCACGCCGGUUUCUUGGUUUCGGUCCUCGACAGCAUGGAAGAAUCGCGUAGCCACCAAAAACGACAGGAGUUGGUCCUUCUGCGCACUUUGUCUUCUUCCUGGAUUGGCGGUCAGGCAUUCAGUCCGUCUGUUCCUUCGUCAGAGCAGGCGCUGGUCCACAACGAGGGCCAGGAACCCGGGAUCGGCGCACUGCCGGUCCACGAAUUGAUGCAGGAGGAAGGACAGCAACGACGCGACGUGGCGGGCUCCCCUCAGGCGUGCGUCACAGACGCGGUCGAAACCGACGAGCAGAGACAACCUGCGUUCAAUCCACGGCUCCUGCCUGGAGCUGCACACAUCUGA
Messenger RNA from Neospora caninum, 834 nucleotides. Its product is annotated as 50s ribosomal protein L27, chloroplastic,related. The record is from RefSeq and is a predicted model, not a curated record. Lineage: Eukaryota; Apicomplexa; Conoidasida; Eucoccidiorida; Sarcocystidae. The transcript is spliced from 4 exons. Gene Ontology annotation, biological process: translation. Gene Ontology annotation, cellular component: ribosome; mitochondrial large ribosomal subunit. Gene Ontology annotation, molecular function: structural constituent of ribosome. The coding region runs from base 1 to 834 and encodes 277 amino acids.